Messenger RNA from Miscanthus lutarioriparius, 3012 nucleotides. The record is from the annotation of a GenBank genome assembly. Lineage: Eukaryota; Viridiplantae; Streptophyta; Magnoliopsida; Poales; Poaceae.
AUGCAAGAGGUACUGGAACUCUUUGCUCUCACUGAAGCCAUUUCUGAACCUGAUGAUGCAUCACCUGCCAAAGAGCAAAUGUUCCUUGUAAUUUCGCAAGAAUCUAUUUCUGGAGUUGUUGGUCCUCGCACCAUGCAGUUUGCUUGCCUUAUUCAGGAUAUGCCUAUAAUAGUUCUUGUUGAUUCAGGCAGUACUACAUCAUUUCUUAGUACUCAUGUUGCUGAUAAGCUGCAGUCUGUUACUUUGAGCCCAGCCAGUUAUAAAGUACAGGUCGCAAAUGGUGAUAUCUUACAGUGUUCUGCUAUUGCUGAAAAUUGUUGUUGGUCUAUGGCUGCUCAUUCUUUCACUCAUUCUCCAAAACUCAUGCCAUUAAGCUCUUAUGAUAUUGUUGUUGGAAUGGAUUGGCUCAAGAAAUUCAGUCCAAUGAGGGUGGAUUGGAGGAACAAAUGGAUGCAAAUUCCUAUGGGGGCUUCCACUGUUGUGUUGCAUGGUUCUCCUGAAUUUCAGUCUUCUGACAUGGUUUUUCAGCUAUUAUCAGUUCAGUUGGGGACUCAACCUACUUCUGAGGCAUCCCAGUUAUCAGCUGAUAUAGUACAACUCCUGCAGGACUUCCAAUCACUCACUGAAUGGCUGGAAGACAAAAUGGUCAUGCAAAACUUGAUCAAGCAGCAUCUUCUACGUGCUCAGCGCCGUAUGAAAGAACAAGCCGACAAAAAGAGAUCGGAGAGAACUUUUCAGACUGGUGAUUGGGUAUAUCUCAAGCUGCAGUCGUAUGUCCAAUCCUCUUUGGCCCCUCGUGCAAAUCAAAAGUUGUCUUUCAAGUUCUUUGGCCCUUUCCAGAUUGCAGCUCGAGUUGGUUCAGUGGCAUACCGGCUCAUUCUUCCGCCAACUUCCCAGAUUCAUCCAGUUUUCCAUGUGUCACAAUUGAAGCAAGCAUUACCUGUUAAGCAUCAAGUGGCUGAACUUCCAUCUUCGCUGACUGGGCUUCAGGUUCCUGAACAGGUCCUUCAGCGCCGUGUUUCUUCCAGAGACUCUUCUGCUGUGGUUUUGCAGGGCCUCAUCAAAUGGUCUGGACUUCCUCCAUCCUUAGCUACAUGGGAAGAUCUUGAGCCUCUCAAGCAACGGUUCCCAAAAGCUCCUGCUUGGGGUCAAGCAGGUCCUAAAGGGAGGGGGAGUGUCACGGCAGCGCCUACUGCACCUGCACUGCCUGAAGCCGGCCCGUCAGCGGUACCCCGUACGGCAACAGCACAGAGGAAGAGUGAACGUGCCAAGUUUCCAAGACAUGCUCAGUGUGGACAUGGUGAGCGUGUUUUGCAGAUUUUUUAUGAGAUGCAAUUCUCAGGGCUCAGGCCUGAUUGUGUGACAGUUGCUAGUCUUCUUGCAGCCUGUGCCUCUGUGGGAGAUCUUCAAAAAGGGAAGCAGCUCCAUUCAUAUUCACUGAAAGCAGGUAUGUCUUUUGAUUACAUAACAGAAGGCUCACUCCUCGAUCUGUAUGUGAAAUGUGGUGACAUUGAAACAGCACAUGAUAUCUUCAAUUUGGGUGAUGGGACAAACGUGGUACUAUGGAAUUUAAUGCUUGUGGCAUAUGGGCAGAUUAGUGAUCUAGCAAAAUCCUUUGAAAUCUUUUGUCAGAUGCAAGCUACAGGUAUACACCCCAACCAAUUCACUUACCCGUGCAUUUUGAGGACGUGCACUUGCAGCAGGCAAAUUGAACUUGGAGAGCAGAUUCAUUCAUUAAGCAUAAAAAAUAGAUUCGAAUCUGAUAUGUAUGUUAGUGGUGUCUUGAUUGAUAUGUAUUCUAAAUACGGCUGUCUCGAUAAAGCUCGAAAUUUUUUUGAAACGCUUGAUAAAAAAGAUGUGGUUUCUUGGACCUCAAUGGUUGCUGGAUAUGUUCAGCAUGGCUUUUGUGAAGAGGCUCUUGCAACAUUCAAAGAAAUGCAGGACUAUGGAGUUUGGCCAGAUAACAUAGGACUGGCUAGCGCUGCAAGUGCUUGUGCUGGAAUCAAAGCAAUGCGCCAGGGCCUGCAGAUUCAUGCUCGGGUUUAUGUCUCUGGUUAUGCAGCUGAUAUUUCAAUUUGGAACACGUUGAUGGGUCAAGCAGGUGCCAAGUACAAUGUGUUCACAUUUGUUUCCUCUAUUAGCGCUUUAGCUAACCUUGCAGAUAUAAAACAAGGAAAACAAGUACAUGGUAGAGCUGUUAAGACAGGACACACCUCUGAAACUGAAGUUGCCAAUGCUUUGAUUUCACUAUAUGGAAAGUGUGGCAGUAUUGAAGAUGCCAAGAUGAUCUUUUCUGAAAUGUCAGUGAGGAAUGAGGUUUCAUGGAAUACUAUCAUAACAAGUUGUUCACAGCAUGGACAUGGACUAGAAGCUUUGGAUUUAUUUGGUCAGAUGAAGCAAGAAGGUCUGAAACCAAAUGAUGUCACCUUCAUAGGUGUGUUAGCUGCUUGCAGUCAUGUGGGUUUGGUUGAGGAAGGCCUUAGUUACUUCAAAUCCAUUUCUAAUGUAUAUGGACUUAAUCCAAUACCUGACCAUUAUGCUUGUGUUGUGGAUAUUCUUGGACGAGCAGGUCAACUUGAUCGUGCAAAGAGAUUUGUUGAUGAAAUGCCUAUCACUGCUGAUGCAAUGGUUUGGCGAACACUUCUCAGUGCCUGUAAAGUACACAAGAACAUAGAAAUUGGGGAGAUUGCAGCCAAACAUCUCCUGGAGUUAGAGCCCCAUGAUUCGGCAUCGUAUGUCCUCCUAUCAAAUGCAUAUGCUGUUACUGGGAAGUGGGCCAACAGGGAUAAGAUAUACAAGUUUUUGUCUGAGCUAAAUGAUAGGUUAGCCAAAAUAGGAUACAAGAAAGAGAACCCUAAUCUGUUUCAUGAAAAAGAGCAAGAGCAGAAAGACCCUACUGCUUUUGUCCAUAGUGAGAAGUUAGCUGUGGCUUUUGGGUUAAUGACUUUGCCUCCUUGUAUUCCUCUUCGGGUGAUUAAGAACCUUAGUGUCUGUGAUGACUGCCACAGUUGA